Bombus impatiens (common eastern bumble bee) is the source of this 4131-nucleotide messenger RNA. RefSeq lists its product as uncharacterized. The record is from RefSeq and is a predicted model, not a curated record. NCBI's taxonomy places the organism in Eukaryota, Metazoa, Arthropoda, Insecta, Hymenoptera, Apidae.
GUGUCGUUCUGUCGACACGCAGAGGCUGCAUCGCCUAUUCGUCUCUCCGUGAGAGUGUACCGCGCAGACAAGGAACCUAAGCCUACAUCGACACGUACCAAGAAACACGAGGAAGAGGAAAGAGGGAUCACCACGAUGUGACAGUGACGAGCGUGCGACGCUUCCAUGACCCGUCUUCGCUUCUUACCCUUUUCUUGCCCGCCGUGAACGGAAAAUCGGUCAGGAAGCUGAGUACCCCAUCCUCGAAGUUCGUCAACGAGCAUCGUCUGGAUUCUUCAAAGCGUUCAACCGGCCUCUCGUUGGCAAUUUUGGUCUUGACAAGCUCGGUGGAGGCACGACCUGUGACCUUGUAUCGUGAAACACGAAGACGAGCCGUGACAGAGGAAAGUGAAACGCAGUGGACGCAGUGACAUAAUAGUGUGUCGUAGGGCGGAUCGUUAGGUUGACGUUCGAGACGAUGUAACGACGUUGGUAGUUACGAAACGACCGAACGAACGUAUCCGAGUUCACACGAACUGUUUCUUUCAAUUCUUCACGGCUAGGGUUAGGUUAACGUUGGUUCGUUUUCGUUUAUGGUAGAGCGGGAUAAUAUUACGCGGAUGAAAAAGAGAAGAGACGCGUGCUCGGUGGUUGAGCAACGAAUUCGAAACUUGUACGUUCCCAGGGGAACCGGUCGCCGGGCAGAGCGCGUGGAUAUGGUAACGAAGCAUUGUGCAAGGUCGGUAUGAACGGAGACUAAGGUCAGCUGGUACAGAUCGAUAUCCCGAAAUUGUCUCGGCAUAGUUGCCUCGUACGCGCGCCGCUUGUGAGAUCAGUGGUGCUUCGGGGGGCGGCGGAAAUAGUGCGGGAGCGUGUUCGAGCGAGAAAAAAUUCGGCCGAUCGUGGAAAACGAAAGACGGGAGGAUGGAUGGCUGGAAGAGCUGGAAAAGGGCGGAGAAUUCGUUUCUCACAGCAUGGUAUCAACGUGUCACAGAGUCUUACGUGGCGACAUGGUUCUUCGGGGUGUUUCAGACCAGCAGGAUGUCGACGAGCACCGCCACCGGAGCAUUGAUGGGCUGCGUCAGGGAAGCGUCGCCCCCGCCGCAGAAUCAUCAGAAUCAACAUCAUCGAACGCACGGCCUCGGCGAGUACUCGGCACAAAACAGCGUCGAUCCGCUACCAAAAGAGCCAAAGAAGCGCCGCUUCCAUCCGCUUCGUGGCCUCAGGAGAAUCUUUCGGCGUAAAAGUCGAGGACCUGCGGAUGCUCGAGUGGUCGCCAGCCAUGUUGAUCGAGAUGCGGAACUCGUACGACUUCCGAGGGAAGACAUCACCGACAGACAUCCUGCGGGACGUCCAGAAGAGGCUCGCAGCAGGAGCGCCAGCGAGCUACUCACGGACUCGUGCGAUCGAGACAGCGGGCAAACCGCAUCGAGAAGGUGCAGGUUAACGACAUCCUCCAAGUCGCACCGCUCCUUCAAACACGUGUUCCUCAGGAGGACAGGCAUGGAGGAUUCGUUUGUGAAACUGCGAGGAGGAGCCGUAAAAUUGUCCGUUUCGCACGACAGCGUUUUCCCCGGAGAAGUUCCUCACACUCGACCUCUCUCGUCGCUGGCCAGCCUAGCUACCCUCGAGCGGAGGCAAACGAGAAAGAGCAACGAGAUCGAGCACAAGGAGUACAAUCAACACGUCGUGCAGAGGCACAGGAUAUCUCUUCGGGUGCUCGAGCAAAUAAAGACGGUCAUAGAGAACCGGAACCAGCUAGCCUCGGCGACCUCCUCGGAUACCACGAGCACCAUACACGCUGUCGGUGAACGUUAUCAGCAGGAAACCGCCGAGAAUCGUUUCAUCGGCUUCGAGAAGCAGAAUAAGAGCGGAGAAGAAAAUCAAGCGAAGGGCUCAAAAUCGCCAAAGGACACGAUCGAUCAUAUUAUACCUGUGGCCAAAGAAGAUUUACCGCAACUGGAAAGCGCCAGUUUGAACCAUACAGCGGCACAUCACCGAAUUGCGGUUCGACCCAAAAACCGGAGGCCUCCGAGGCGUACUGGCUCUCAAGCUGCCAACACAUCCACGUCGACGAUCACGACCAUAGCGGAGGAUUCGUUGGACAGCUUGGACCAGCAAACGGUCAGCGUGAACAGCAAUGCGUCUUCACCGACUGAACCGAAGAACGUGUCUAUCACGAGGAAAUCUUCGAGUAGAUUGUCGCGUACGUCGGACAUUUUCGAGCAACUGGAAGCUAAACUUCCUAGAAAGCCACCUAGCGUGGCCUCUUUAUCCCCGGAUAGCCUGGACGCCGUGACUGCCUCGAGAGCGAGCGUCGAGGUGAACGACGACUUGGAGAAGCAGCCAGAAGUUCGAUCGAUCGUCAGGAAAGCGUCGAAUCGAACACCAAAGAAUACAGAGAUGUUCGAAGAGCUGGAAUCGAAGCUACCUCGAAGGAGAUCCUCCAACAGAUUGUCGAAAUCGCCUGAUAGUCUAGAAGUGGCUCCCAGUUGGUUCUCCAAAUCUACGGAAGGCUUCGACAAAUUAAUGGAGUACGAACAAGCGAAACCCGUGACUCGAAGACUGCUAAACCCAAUCUCGAAGUCGAUCGAUCGCGUGUCCAAGUCUUCCGACAGCCUAGAAGCGAUAGAGGCGUUAGCCAGCGACGAAUCCAUCGAACGUAGGAGGAGUAGCUUCGAGUUGCGCGCUCGCAGAUCCUCCAAGAACAUAUCAAAGUCGUCGGAGAAUUUCGAGGUUUUGGAGCAAACGCAGAUUGGAACGGAGACUGUUCAAGAACUGCAGAAGAGGAGUAGCAUUUCGGAUAUCAAUCUGUCUCGGGGAAGAAGGUUAUCAAAGAGUACGUCCAAGUCGUCGGAAGAUUUCGAGAGGAUCGAGAUAAGCGAGUCGAAAGACGAGGGGGAAAAUAUCGGAGAUAGUUUCGGGAAAUGCUGCAGGAGAUCCUCGAAACGUAUGUCGUCCGAAAGCUCUGACAAUUUGGAGUCGGAUGACAGAUUGGAAAACAGGAGAAUCAGAAGAACGCCAAAAAGAAUACCGAGCACCAGUUACGUGGACAUCGUCCCAACGGACGAUGGAGAGGAAGAGAAAAGACCGAUCACGGUUAGGAAACCAGCCAGGCUUCAGAAAUCGUCUGAAAGCUCGGAGCUUGGCAGUACGGAUACGUUGGAUUCUGAGAGGAGGAAUAAGUCGUCGGAGAGUACCGAAACUUUGGACAGUUUGGAGAGAGAUUUGGAUCAGGAUAGAAAACACGAAGAUCUCGCGGACGCUGUUGCGGAUAGACGCGACAAAAAUGAUCCUUGGACCAAUAAACCUCUAAUGACGUCGCAUUCGGAACAAAUUUCAAUGGCGGACGGCACGGAGGACUCCAAAUCCUUGAUCUCACCGGACAAAUUCUACUGGCGCCAAUCAUCGGAAUCGAAGGAGAACAUCGACAUUCAUCAAUUAUUAGCCAUCACGAUAGUUACCAGAAUGGCCGACAACGGCAAUAACCAACGAAGCUCUGUGAUUUAUCCUAAGAAGAAGCAACAGAUCACCACGUCACAGCCUACCUCGCCAGUCGCUAAACAAGAAGAUAACAAAAUGAUCUUCGACAAUCUCCUCGUUAGUAAGAACGACGAAGAUUUGCAAAACAUGUUAAACGGCAAUAUAUCCGAAGUAUCCACGGACACGAAGAGUUUCAAGGAGAAACUAAUCAUGUUUGAGAAACUCGGCAAAUGAACACUACACACAUCUACACACGUAAUUAAUUAACAGGCACGCGUUUGAUUGAUUUCGCCUGUUUAAUGGGAAAAAAGGAUACAUAAGAAGAGAAACUGGUCGAGACUAUGCAAAGCCUUUUUUUCCUAUGUAAACUUUUUUAUAUCUGGAUUUCAUUUGUAGACUGAAUAAGCUGAAGGAAACGAAAUACGAACGAAGAUGUUCGACUGGUUAAGACUAUAAGAUGGACAAUAAUGUAAAUUAUUUACUUCAAAUUUUUAUAAUGUUUUUCAUGAGGCGUAUCUUCGUUUCUCACUCGCAAACACCAAAAAAGAAAAGAAACAAAGGAAAGUGGAAAGGUAAUCAAUAUGUAAAAAGAUUUUAAGUUGGUCCGUGGCGAGAAAGUUGUAAGGUCAACGUGUUUAAACAUAAUUACUGGCCGUAAUUACUUGUAAA